Messenger RNA from Macrosteles quadrilineatus (aster leafhopper), 1560 nucleotides. Its product is annotated as dentin sialophosphoprotein-like. NCBI's taxonomy places the organism in Eukaryota, Metazoa, Arthropoda, Insecta, Hemiptera, Cicadellidae. The record is from RefSeq and is a predicted model, not a curated record. Bases 1 to 1560 code for a protein of 519 amino acids. The transcript has 12 exons.
AUGUACAGCCUGAAGAUGAAUCCUCAUGACAUCAAUGCUGGCCACCAGCCUUUGACCUUUGUAAAACAUGCUCAUAAGAGAAGGGUAAUCUCUAAAAGGGAAGCGAAAAAACCAAAGAACACAAAGAGAAGAGUGAAGUUCAACAAGAAGGAGUUUGAAAAGAAGCUUCAACAGCAGGAAAAGGAAGAAAAAGAAUCUGGUGUGGCUAAAGAUGAAUCAACAGUGGAUACGUCAGAAGUUCUGUCUUCCUCAAAUUCUUUGAUUCCAGAGUCUGGAAAGGAACGAGGAGGGUCUUCAUCUACUUAUGAGUCAUACUCUGAAUCUUCAGAUUCAGAAGACAAAAACGACAUUGAUGAUGAUGACGAAGAUGAUGAUGACAGCUCUGACGAUGAUGAUGAAGAAGAAGAUGAUGAUAGCUCUGAUACCUCUGAGGAUAAAACUGAGUCCACUGAAGAGAUUUCACUGACGUCAGAAGAAGAGAAGAAGUCAAAGGACGUCUCAAUGUCAGCCAUCCCUCACUCCGGGCCUGACUCCUCGCCUCCCGCUUCCUCAGAUUCUACAGACGAGAGCAGCGGAUCCAAGGCAAUAUCUGGCAGUUCCUCUGAUGUGUCCUACACCAUGAGUUCUGACGCAUCGGUGUAUUCUUCCUCGGAAGAAAAUUACGAAGGGAGCGGAAGUAAGAGUUUGGAGGAAGGUUCUGCAUCUAACGAAAAGGCUAAGACAAAGUCAGAGAAGAAGGCGAAAAUUAAAGCAGCUCAUAAGACGAAAAAGGGCAAGAGGGUAAAACUUGGUAAAAAGAGUAGUAAAAACAGAAUCAAUGUCAAUGAUAAUAAUUUGAAACUGCAUCCUUUGAGUGAUGAAAAAGAACACUCUUUGAACAAAAAAACUGCAGAAGACCAUUCAUUACGGUUGGAAAUGACUACUGGUAAUGUAUUGUACAUGGAGAAAGAUGAACAUCUCAAAGAGAAAAGUAAACAGCUGUCAGAUAGAGAAGUUCACUUCCAAGUCACCACUGAAAGAGUGUUAAACUUACACAAUGCAGCUAAGAAAGAAGAACCCUAUAGAAGUGCUGCAGGAUCGAACCCUUCAUCAAGUAGAAGGAAAGUUUCAACCAACGGUGGAUCAUUAGCCUCUAAAGAGAGACCUGCCAUGGAACUAUUGAAAGUGAAGCCAGCCGAUCCCAACAGGAAGUCUGAUCUUGAACAAGAGUUGAUUAAGGAUUACCCAGAGAACGGAACAGUGGAGAUCACAAACUGGGCAGGAACGUUUGCUCCAAUACACGGAGAGCCGUAUGUUGCUCCUCUUCAUCAUCAGCCUGAUGAGUUUUGGGACGCCAUUUACACUUCAAAGGACCCCGACCUACCUACACCGCCCGGUGCUGAUGUCAGUGAAGAGGCAACAGUAAAACCUCUCAAAGGUCCAGAGAUCAGCAUGCGCCGGCUUGCCACCAUGUUGGGUUCUGUUGUGAGUAUAUUCAGUAGCUUCCUCCUUCCAGCAUUUCUAAAAUUUCCGCAACGUGUUGUUCAGAAUAGGAUCGGAAGAAACAGUCGGACACAUUGA